Drosophila busckii is the source of this 6948-nucleotide messenger RNA. RefSeq names its product CAD protein (gene rudimentary). Gene Ontology annotation, biological process: 'de novo' pyrimidine nucleobase biosynthetic process; L-arginine biosynthetic process; L-glutamine metabolic process. Lineage: Eukaryota; Metazoa; Arthropoda; Insecta; Diptera; Drosophilidae. Gene Ontology annotation, cellular component: cytoplasm; carbamoyl-phosphate synthase complex. The record is from RefSeq and is a predicted model, not a curated record. Bases 161 to 6850 code for a protein of 2229 amino acids. The transcript is spliced from 8 exons. Gene Ontology annotation, molecular function: carbamoyl-phosphate synthase (glutamine-hydrolyzing) activity; aspartate carbamoyltransferase activity; ATP binding.
GUGUAAGUGUAAGACGCCAAUUGGAAUAUUUGCAAAAACACGUGCACGUGUCUAAAAGAACCGAAACAAAACCGGGGCUCCAAGUGCCGAUCAACAAGUGGAAAGCCCAAAACAGACAGCAACUUACGCAUUUGCUUAAAGCUCAACACUAAACAGAGAUAUGAGCGAUACGGACUGUUAUCUGUUGCUGGAGGAUGGCAGCGUGCUGCCGGGCAAAGCCUUCGGAGCACAUGGCACAGCGCGCGAUGGAGAGGUGGUCUUCCAGACGGGCAUGGUGGGCUAUACGGAGGCGCUGACGGAUCGUUCGUAUAGCGCGCAGUUUCUGGUGUUGACUUAUCCGCUGAUAGGCAACUAUGGCGUGCCGGAUGUUCAGGAGCUGGACGAGUUUGGGCUGCCAGAGCACUUUGAGUGGCUGGAGGGUGCCAUACAGGUGGCGGGACUGGUAGUGGGUGAGAUCUGCGAGACGCCCUCGCAUUGGCGCGCCAAGCUGAAGCUUUCCCAAUGGCUGCAGCAGCAGAAUGUGCCAGGCAUAAGUGGCAUCGAUACUCGCGCGCUGACCAAGAAGUUGCGUGAGCAGGGCAGUCUGCUGGGCAGGAUUGUGUACGAGCAGCCGCCCACAGCGAGCGCGCCGCAGCGUGAUAGCUUCAAGGAUCCCAAUGAGCGCAAUCUGGCCAUGGAGUGUGCUGUUCGAGAGACGCGUCUGUUCAAGCCAGUGCAAGGCACUGGCGCUGGACCACGCAUUGCCAUUGUGGACUGUGGGUUGAAGUUGAAUCAGCUGCGCUGCCUGCUCAGACGUGGCGCUCAGGUGCAGCUGCUGCCUUGGAAUGCUGCGCUCCAGCCAGAGGAUUUCGAUGCGCUGUUCCUUUGCAAUGGUCCCGGCAAUCCGGCGCAGUGUCAGCAGCUGGUGGACAAAGUGAAGCAAGUGAUUGCCAGCGGCAACAAGCCCAUCUUUGGCAUCUGUCUGGGACAUCAGCUGCUGGCGCAGGCGAUUGGCUGCAGCACCUACAAGCUGAAGUAUGGCAAUCGUGGUCAUAAUCUGCCCUGUCUGCAUCGCAGCACUGGGCGUUGUGUGAUGACGUCACAGAAUCACGGCUUUGCAGUCAAUCUGGAGCAGUUGCCAGCGGAUUGGGAGGAGCUGUUUGUGAAUGCCAACGAUGGCAGCAACGAGGGCAUUGUGCAUCGCAGCAAACCCUAUUUCUCGGUGCAGUUCCAUCCGGAGCAUCAUGCCGGACCACGCGACACCGAGUUCCUCUUCGAUGUAUUCAUGGAAGUCAUUAAGCAGCCGCAGCUGGCGCUGCCGCAGCUCAUAGCGCAACGCCUGCGACCCAGCAAGCCAGCCCUGCCGCUAGAGCCGCGUCCACGCAAAGUGCUCAUACUGGGCUCAGGUGGCUUGUCCAUAGGUCAGGCGGGCGAGUUUGACUACUCCGGUUCGCAGGCCAUAAAGGCGAUGCGGGAGUGUCAUAUACAAACGGUGCUCAUCAAUCCCAACAUUGCCACAGUCCAGACGUCCAAGGGCAUGGCGGACAAGUGUUACUUUCUGCCACUUACGGCGGAGUAUGUGGAGCAGGUCAUUAAGGCUGAGCGGCCCAAUGGCGUGCUGCUGACUUUUGGCGGUCAGACGGCUUUGAAUUGCGGCGUGGAGCUGGAGCGUGCGGGCGUCUUUGCCAAGUACGGCGUGCGCAUUCUGGGCACACCCAUACAGUCCAUUAUUGAGACAGAGGAUCGCAAGCUGUUCUCGCAGCGCGUGCAGGAGAUUGGCGAGCAGGUGGCGCCCUCGGAGGCGGUGAGCACAGUGAGCGAAGCGCUGGAGGCGGCCAGACGUCUGGGCUAUCCCGUCAUGGCGCGCGCUGCCUUCUCGCUGGGCGGCCUGGGCUCCGGCUUUGCCAACAACGAGCCAGAGCUUCAGGCAUUGGCGCAUCAGGCGCUGGCCCACUCGAAUCAGCUGAUCGUUGACAAAUCCCUCAAGGGCUGGAAGGAGGUGGAGUACGAAGUGGUGCGCGAUGCCUACGACAAUUGCAUUACGGUCUGCAACAUGGAGAACUUUGAUCCCUUGGGCAUACACACGGGCGAGAGCAUUGUGGUUGCUCCAUCGCAGACGCUCUCGGAUCGGGAGUACCAAAUGCUGCGCAGCACCGCCUUGAAGGUGAUUCGCCAUCUGGGCGUCGUGGGCGAGUGCAACAUUCAGUACGCGCUCUGUCCCGACUCGGAGCAGUACUACAUCAUUGAGGUGAAUGCGCGUCUGUCACGCAGCUCCGCUCUGGCCAGCAAGGCGACGGGCUAUCCCUUGGCCUAUGUGGCCGCCAAGCUGGCGCUGGGCGAGCCGCUGCCCGAGAUACGCAACUCGGUGACGGGCAACACGACGGCGUGCUUUGAGCCGAGCUUGGAUUACUGCGUGGUCAAGAUUCCACGCUGGGAUUUGGCCAAGUUCGUGCGGGUGAACAAGCACAUUGGCAGCAGCAUGAAGAGCGUGGGCGAGGUCAUGGCCAUUGGACGCUGCUUCGAGGAGGCUUUCCAGAAGGCGCUGCGCAUGGUCGACAGCGAUGUGCAGGGCUUCGAUCCCAACCAAGCCACUGUGGACAACGAGCAGCUGUCGGAGCCAACGGACAAGCGUCCCUUUGUGCUGGCGGCCGCUUUGAAGGCGGGCAUGUCCAUAGAGCGUCUCUACGAGCUCACCAAGAUCGAUCGCUGGUUUCUGCACAAGCUGAGCAACAUCAUCCAGCUGUACGGGCAGCUGGAGAGCGCAGGCAGUCAGCUCAGUCCGCAGCUGCUGCGGCAGGCCAAGCGCUUGGGCUUUGCGGACAAGCAGCUGGCGGUGGCCACCAAGAGCACCGAGCUGGCCGUGCGUCAGCUGCGCCUGCAGCAUCAGAUUCAGCCCUUCGUUAAGCAGAUCGAUACGGUCGCUGGUGAGUGGCCGGCGAGCACGAAUUAUCUUUACUGCACCUACAAUGCGACAGAGCACGAUGUGGACUUUCCGGGUGAGCACACAAUUGUGGUGGGCUCGGGUGUCUAUCGCAUUGGCUCCUCGGUGGAGUUCGAUUGGUGUGCCGUCAGCUGCUUGCGUGAGCUGCGCCAGCUGGGCAAGAAGAGCAUCAUGAUCAACUAUAAUCCGGAAACGGUGUCCACGGACUACGACAUGUGCGAUCGCUUGUACUUCGAGGAGAUCAGCUUUGAGGUUGUCAUGGACAUUUACGCGCAGGAGCGCUCCGACGGCAUUAUACUAUCCAUGGGUGGCCAGCUGCCCAACAACAUUGCCAUGGAUCUGCAUCGCCAGCAGGCCAAGGUGCUGGGCACCUCGCCCGAGUCCAUAGACUGCGCCGAGAAUCGCUUCAAGUUCUCGCGCAUGCUGGACCGAAAGGGCAUCCUGCAGCCGCAGUGGAAGGAGCUGACCAAUCUGCAGUCUGCAGUGGAGUUCUGCCAGCAGGUGGGCUAUCCUUGCUUGGUGCGUCCCAGCUAUGUGCUCUCGGGUGCGGCCAUGAAUGUGGCCUUCUCGGAUCAGGACUUGGAAACUUAUUUGAAUGCCGCCUCCGAGGUGAGUCGUGAGCAUCCUGUGGUCAUCUCCAAGUUCCUUACCGAGGCCAAGGAGAUUGAUGUGGACGCCGUUGCCGCCGAUGGCCAAAUCCUUUGCAUGGCCGUCUCCGAGCACGUGGAGAACGCUGGCGUGCACUCUGGUGAUGCCACAUUGGUCACACCACCCCAGGAUCUCAAUGCGGAGACCUUGGAGGCCAUCAAGCGCAUCACUUGCGAUCUGGCCAGCGUUCUGGAUGUCACCGGACCCUUCAAUAUGCAGCUCAUAGCCAAGAACAACGAGCUCAAGGUCAUCGAGUGCAAUGUGCGCGUCUCGCGCUCCUUCCCCUUCGUCUCCAAGACGCUCGACCACGACUUUGUUGCCACUGCCACGCGCGCCAUCGUUGGCGCCGCAGUCGAGCCGCUGGACGUGCUGCACGGUGUGGGCAAAGUGGGUGUCAAGGUGGCGCAGUUCAGUUUCUCGCGUCUGGCUGGCGCGGAUGUUCAGCUGGGUGUCGAGAUGGCUUCCACGGGCGAGGUGGCCUGCUUUGGCGACAAUCGCUACGAGGCGUAUCUCAAGGCCAUGAUGUCCACUGGCUUUCAAAUACCCAAGAACGCCAUUCUACUCUCCAUUGGCAGCUUCAAGCAUAAAAUGGAGUUGCUCUCCUCCAUUCGCGAUCUGGCCAAGAUGGGCUACAAGCUCUACGCUUCCAUGGGCACUGGAGACUUUUAUGCGGAGCAUGGCGUCGAUGUGGAGUCAGUGCAGUGGACUUUCGAUAAGACAACGCCGGACGAUAUCAACGGCGAACUCUGCCAUCUGGCCGAAUUUCUGGCCAACAAGCAAUUCGAUCUGGUUAUCAAUUUGCCCAUGAGAGGCGGCGGAGUGCGCAGGGUUUCAUCCUUUAUGACGCAUGGGUAUCGCACUCGGCGCUUGGCAGUGGACUACUCGAUACCGCUGGUGACGGAUGUCAAGUGCACCAAGUUGCUGGUGGAGUCGAUGCGCAUGACGGGCUGCAAGCCGGCGAUGAAGACGCAUACGGACUGCAUGACCUCGCGGAGGAUUGUGAAGCUGCCCGGAUUCAUUGACGUGCAUGUGCAUCUGCGUGAGCCGGGCGCCACGCAUAAGGAGGACUUUGCCAGCGGCACGGCGGCCGCUUUGGCUGGUGGCGUGACCAUGGUGUGCGCCAUGCCCAACACCAAUCCCUCCAUUGUGGACAGAGAGACGUUCAAUCAGUUCAAGGAGCUGGCGCGACUGGGCGCGCGUUGUGACUACGCGCUAUAUGUGGGCGCCUCGGAUGCCAAUGCGGAGCAUGUGCACGAGCUGGCCACGCAGGCGUGUGGCCUCAAGAUGUACCUCAACGACACCUACGGCACCUUGCGACUGAGCGACAUGGCGGCCUGGCAGCGGCAUUUGUCGCGCUGGCCUAAGCGUGCGCCCAUUGUCUGCCAUGCGGAGCGGCAGAGCAUGGCGGCAAUGCUGCUCAUGGCGCAUCUGCUGGAGCGCUCGGUGCACAUCUGCCAUGUGGCGCGCAAGGAGGAGAUUCAACUGAUACGCGCUGCCAAGGAGAAGGGCAUGCGUGUCACUUGUGAGGUGUGCCCCCAUCAUUUGUUCCUAAGCACCAAGGAUGUGGAGCGUUUGGGCGUUGGCAUGGCUGAGGUGCGGCCACUGCUGUGCACGCCCGAGGAUCAGGAAGCGCUCUGGGAGCACUUGGAGUACAUCGAUGUGUUUGCUACAGAUCAUGCGCCGCAUACGCUGGAGGAGAAGCAGUCAACACGUCCGCCACCAGGCUUUCCAGGGCUGGAGACCAUUCUGCCGCUGCUGCUGCAGGCGGUGCAUGAGGGCAAGCUCACGCUGGAGGAUAUCAAGCGUCGCUUUCAUCGCAAUCCACGCUUGAUAUUCAAUCUGCCCGAGCAGCCGCAGACCUAUGUCGAGAUCGACCUGGACGAAGAGUGGACCAUUAGCAAUGCCGAGCUGCAGACCAAGGCGCGUUGGUCGCCCUUCGAAGGCACCAAGGUCAAGGGUCGCGUGCAUCGCGUCGUGCUGCGCGGCGAGGUGGCCUACAUUGAUGGCCAGGUGCUCGUCCAGCCCGGCUACGGACAAAAUGUGCGCAACAAGCUGCAGAAGCAACUGGUCGAGAGCAACGUCAGCAGCGAGCUGCUGCCCAGCGACACCGAUGUCAAUGACACCUUCGCGCGUCUGCUGACGGAUGCCGCCGCGCCAGUUGCUGCCUCCAGCGCCCAGGCGCGUGCCACUGUGCACUUCUCGGAGGAGUCGUCGCCCAGUUUUCUGCGUCCGGUGUCGCCUGGCCCAGUGGCGCGCGUGCGCCUGGAUUCAUCCAGCAAUGUCACGCUCCGGGAGUAUCUGGCGAAGAGCUCGGCCAAUGCAAACGCACCUGGGCCUGUGGCCAAUUGUCUGGUGGGCAAGCAUGUGCUCUCCGUGGGCAUGUUCAACAAGGAGCACUUGAACGACAUCUUCAACUUGGCGCAGCUGCUCAAGUCGCGCGUCACCAAGGAUCGUCCAGUCGACGAUCUGCUGCGUGGCAAGAUCAUGGCCAGCGUCUUCUACGAGGUGAGCACGCGCACCCAGUGCAGCUUUGCUGCAGCCAUGCAGCGUCUGGGUGGACACGUUAUAAACAUGGACCAGGUCACCUCCUCGGUGAAAAAGGGCGAGACGCUGGAGGACAGCAUCAAGGUUAUGGCCAGCUAUGCAGAUGUUAUGGUGCUGCGACAUCCCGAACCAGGUGCAGUAGCACGCGCUGCGACGCAUUCACGCAAACCGCUCAUCAAUGCCGGCGAUGGCGUGGGCGAGCAUCCGACGCAGGCGCUGCUGGAUGUGUUCACCAUACGCGAGGAAAUAGGCACGGUCAAUGGUUUGACCAUUACCAUGGUGGGUGACCUGAAGAAUGGACGCACUGUGCACUCGUUGGCCACGCUGCUCACGCUCUACAACGUCACGUUGCAGUAUGUGGCGCCAGCGGGCUUGAGCAUGCCGGAGAACAUAAUGCGCUACAUUGAGCAGCGCGGCAUAACCCAGCGCACCUUCAAUACCAUCGAGGAAGCGCUGCCCAGCACGGAUGUGCUCUACAUGACGCGCAUUCAACGGGAGCGCUUCCAAAGCGAGCUGGAGUACCAGCAGUGCUGUGGACAUUUCAUUGUUACGCCCAAGAUGAUGACGCAUGCCAAUAAGCGCACCAUUGUCCUGCAUCCCUUGCCGCGCGUCGAGGAGAUCAGUCGCGACUUUGACUCGGACCCACGUGCCGCCUACUUCAGACAGGCCGAGUAUGGCAUGUACAUACGCAUGGCCCUUCUUGCCAUGGUCGUGGGUAGCCGCACAACUGCACUAUAACAGGAUAUUCACAGGAAUAUACACGCAUUAUUGUCCUUUCGAUUUUUAUACUUUUUAUACACAUUAUUACAUUGUAAUAAGAAUAAAUAUUAGUAGCA